Molecule: messenger RNA, 2488 nt
Organism: Metopolophium dirhodum (rose-grain aphid)
Lineage: Eukaryota; Metazoa; Arthropoda; Insecta; Hemiptera; Aphididae
Product: pre-mRNA-splicing factor CWC22 homolog
Exons: 11
Coding region: 113-1732 (539 amino acids)
Biological process (GO): ribosomal small subunit biogenesis
Cellular component (GO): nucleolus
Molecular function (GO): protein binding; RNA binding
Source: RefSeq, a predicted model, not a curated record
UACACGUCCUGUUGAGUACCACGCGCAAACAGCACUGCCAGUACCAUUAUAUACCAUCGGCCGAGUGUGUCGUCUCGUCGUCUCACAUUCUCCGAGCCCGCGAUUUUCAGCCAUGAACAAGCCGUUGCCGCCACCACCGCAGUACCCAUCGCAUUUGAUAAACUACAAAAUGCGCCGCCGCUCCGUGACCUACCGCUACUGCCCUAGUGCAGGGCCAAAAAAAGGAGUCAGUCAACUAAAAGCUAUUCCGGAAUACACUGUAAACAAGCAGAGUGAAGAAUAUCAGACAACUUCCUGGAAUAUAUUAGAAACCUCUAUCUCUAAUUUAAUUAAGCAUGUGAAUUCAGAAGCUAAAGCCAUUGAAAUUAAAAAGAAGAUUGUACGUUUGAAUAUUUGGCGUGGUAAAGGUAUACUUUGCAAGAAUAUUAUGGAAGCUCAGUUAAAUUCAACCAGAGAUACUCGCAUAUAUGCUUUUUUUAUUUCCCUUAUCUACGAUGUGGUUCCAUCAGUUGGAGAGUUACUAUUGGCAAGGUGUGUUUUUCAAUUUUGUGACGCAAAUAAGAAGAAAGAAAAAUGUAAAUAUUUAGCAUCAGUUCUAUUUAUUUCGUACUUGAUUAAUUACGAUGUAGUUUCUCCGUUAAUGGCAAUCAGAUUAUUACACUAUAUCAUCAAACAACCCACCCAGGAUUCAAUUGAUGCAUUUUUUGUGAUUCUAAAUACAUGUGGACAUAAAUUGAGGGAACAUUGUAUGGCAGAACUCAAUGCGAUUUUAGAUAGUAUCCAAGAUAAAGCGUUAUACAACAUACGGUUUUUCAGAAAGAUUAAACAUAUGAUACACAUAAUAUUAAAAACUAUUUCGCUUAAAAACAGCAAGCUUCCUGACCUAUUUAGAGUUCCUUUGAAUAUUUCUUUCAAUCAACCACUCACUUCAGAUCAAUAUUUGGACUCUUACUUUUACGAUCCGGAUUAUGAAGCCAGUGAACAAAUUUAUUCAUUAUUUCGUAAACAAAUAUUGGGAACUGAUAUUAAACAUGAAUACAUAUUAAUGUACGAUUAUAAUACCUAUGGUGCAGGAAAAAAGUCACGACAAAAAUUGGUGGUUAAGCGCACAGGAAAUCCAAAAAUAGACAAAAAAUCGAAAAUUUUAAAAAAUGUAGUAAAAGCCUUAAUGAACUCCACAUCAUUUAAGUAUGAAAAGUGCGCUUCUCUAUUAAUGAAAAUAAAAUUGAAACCUGGUCAAGAAAAAGAUAUUUGCUGUGUAUUUUUGGAGCUUUGCUGUGAGAAUGAUGAUUAUACUGAGAAUCUUGGACACAUAACACAAAUAUUUUGUCAGCUAAACAGAUUGCUAAUUGACCAGUUUGAGAAAUUGUUUGUUGACACAUACGCUAUUGUCAAUAGUCUCGACAAGAUAAAAUUACAAAAUGUUGCGAAAUAUUUCGCUCAACUGCUAUAUACUGAUACAAUUUCUUGGAUGGUUUUGUCAACAAUACAUCUGAAUGAAAAACAAACCACAGUAUCUACUGGAAAUUUUGUCAAGCAUUUGUUCCACGAGUUAGUUAAACAUAUCGGAGAACACAAUAUGAAUUAUUACAUUACAGAUCCAUCUUUGAAAGAUGCGUUUGAAGGAAUUUUCGGAAAUAAUCAGAACCAUUCCAGUUUUUCUGUCAAUUUGUUUUCACCUAUUGGUUUGGAUGGCUUAAUUCGUACAUUCCAAGACUCAUUGAUUUUCUAAUCCAAUUCAUAAUUUUCUGUGACUGAUAUCGUUGACCUUGGGUAAUUAUUAGCUGUAACAUAUUGGCUGCAACAAUUACCUACAUCGAUUCAACUUCAUCUCAUCACUUGUUAAAAACGUAAUUGGAGUUAUUAAAUCCAAUAUUUUAUUUUCAAGAUAUAUUAACUUUUAUAGUACAAAAUAUAUUUACUUAAUUUAAGAGUUAUAUAUUAAGAGUAUUUUUAAAGCUAUAGUUAUUGACUAUUAUAAUUAAAAAUAAUAAUUCAUCGGUUUUCUGUUUUUUUUAGAAUAAACAAUUAAUGCAUACAUCAACUUAAUAAUAUUUAGAAAAUAGGAUAGAUAAUAAUUUGAAACAUUAUUUUUUUGGUUUGAAAAUUAAUUAAUUUUUAAAAACUUCGGAAUUAAUAAGCUUUUUUAGUAAUAACAUCAUCUUCGUUAAAUUUCUAUGAUGAUAAGUUAUGUUAAACAAGCCAUCCAUCUCAUAAUGUUUGUACGGAGAUGAUGGGUUUGUUACAUACACAUGAAAUAAAACUUCAACAUUUAUUAGUACCUAUAACAGCAUAAUUCAUAUUCAGCAUGAUAUUAACGAUUUUUAUUAUUAUUAUACCUAGUCUUUAGGUUUAAUUGUUUAUUGUAAUAAUCGCACAAAUUAUUAAUUAUUUAUAAACAAUUUAUUUAAUUAUAAUACAACUAUUUGUCAAUAAAAAUAGUUUUUUUACUAUUGUGAAAUUUAACAACAAUUAUUAUUGUUAAAUA